AUGAGCGACAUUCUUCAAGUUCAAAACGGACCGGUUUUGGAUACUUCCAUCACAAAAAUCAGCGAGCAAACUUUUAAUCCGACAAAUCCGAACGCUCUCUCCAACAACGAUAUAAUUCAUUUCGCCAUCAAUCAGACGGACUCCUUACCUUUGCUGCAUCGAAGUUAUUUCUUGAUCAGCGGUAGAAUCACGGUGGAAGAAACUGUUGCUGCUACAGCUACUACCGCUGAGAAACAAGUCACAAAAGCUGCUCAGAGGACAAAACUUACGAACGGAGGAAUUUUGUAUCUCUUCAAUAGGGCUGAGGUACGAAUAGACAAUCAAACUGUGGAGUCAGUAUCCGAGCCGGGCUUGACAUGCAUUCCCAAGAUAUACUCCACCUUCAACGAAUGGGAUUCUCGUCAUUUACAAGUAAUGGGAUGGGAGAAGGAUAUCCCAUUGGAUGCUGACGGUAGAUUUCAUAACGUCAUUAUCCCCUUCAGAGUUCUCUUUGGUUUGGGAGAGGAUCUACGACAAGUGCUUGUGAAUCCGAAAAUCGAAAUUCUACUCACCCGCUCGAGGACAAACAAUGACGCAGUGUUCAGCUCGGCAGCUGAAAAUUAUACUCUAACCUUGGAACGUAUGCAAUAUCGUUUACCCAUCGUGAGUGUGGAUGAUGGUCAAAGAUUGAAAUUUUUGAAACUCAUCGAGAAAGACAAACCUCUCAUCGUUGCUUUCCGUGCAUGGGACCUUUAUCAAUACCCUCUUUUACCUCAAACAACUAAACACACCUGGACCAUCAAGACAACAACACAAUUGGAAAAGCCAAGGUAUGCCAUUGUAUUCUUUCAAACGAAUCGGAGUGGAAAUCAACUCAAGGAUGUGAGCAAGUUUGAUCACUGCAAUCUGAGGAAUAUAAAGCUACUUCUGAAUAACGAGGCAUAUCCGUAUGAAGAUGUGAACCAAUCCUUCACCAAGCAUGAUUACAAUAUAUUCUACCACGCUUACUGCAGUUUCUCUUCGACCUUCAACGCUUUACCUGAUCCAACUCCACUUCUAGACAUUGAAAACUUCAAGAAUAAAGCUCCACUUUUCAUCAUCGAUUGUUCCAGACAACGUGAGUCUUUGCAGCACGGUCCGAUUGACGUGAAACUCAACUUCGAAUCAAACAAUAAUUUUCCUGAGCACACAACAGCGUUUUGUAUACUUAUUCAUGAUAGUGUUUUCGAGUACAGUCCUUUGACUAGCAUCAUUCGAAAACAUGAAGGUUGA
Messenger RNA from Bemisia tabaci, 1251 nucleotides. RefSeq lists its product as uncharacterized. NCBI's taxonomy places the organism in Eukaryota, Metazoa, Arthropoda, Insecta, Hemiptera, Aleyrodidae. The record is from RefSeq and is a predicted model, not a curated record.